Brassica napus (rape) is the source of this 1915-nucleotide messenger RNA. RefSeq lists its product as uncharacterized. Lineage: Eukaryota; Viridiplantae; Streptophyta; Magnoliopsida; Brassicales; Brassicaceae. The transcript is spliced from 7 exons. The record is from RefSeq and is a predicted model, not a curated record. Bases 329 to 1351 code for a protein of 340 amino acids.
GAAAACUCUAAAAAUAUAUUUAUUUGGUGAAAAUUAAAAUCCCGCUAUCUUUUCAUCUCAAGCGGGAAUUGAAAUAAUUAUAUUUUUAUAUAAACUGGCCACCUCUAAUAAAAUUGUUCUAAUUAGGGUUCCUAAAUACUAAAUCCACGUUCUCUAGGGAAAACUUCCCGCAACCUAUCUCUGCGAGUUAACAUCGGUGAAUUUCAUUGGAUAAAGGUGAUGUAUCUCUCUAAUUCUAUUUUUUUGGUAUUGUAUUGUAUUCUUCACUUUAAAUAAUGAGAAGAAGAUCGUUGAUUCAUAGAUUUGUUGAUUUCAAUUAUUUUAGAUCAUGGAUUACAUGGACUCAGAAACACAAGAACCAGAUGAUUUACCAUAUCUGGAAACAGAGUACGACAUGCCUCCUCCACUUGCUGCCGAAUGCAAAAGUUUCAAAUGGAAAAUAGAAGUUAUAGGUCAACUAAGCAAUGAUGUGAAUUUGCUACCCAUUAACUACAGUGACUGGAGAAUGGUUAAUCCUCACAUAAAAAAUAAAGUCUGGGAAGUAAUACAGUCCAAAUUCUGGUUUGAUGAUCCAGCGACAAGAAAAGUGUUUGUGAUGAGUGCAUUAGGUAGCAGAUGCAAAGAUGUCAAACUACAUCUUUGGAAAGAAUACAAGCGAGACAGUCUAAGUGAGACAUUGCUCAAUCGACCAGAAAAUGUUCCUGAAAAUCAAUGGGGUCAUUUCGUUCACAUGAGAUUCACUGAAAAGUGGAAGAAAAUGCAAGAGAGGAAUACAGAAAGCCAAAAGAAAAAUAUCAUGCCUCAUGUAUGUGGAAGAAAAAGUUUUUCAAGGAAAAGAAAUGAUAUUACAAUCAAGACUGGAAAACGACCAUGUCGAGCAGAGUUUUUUAUCGAGACUCGUACAAAACCUAAUGGAAGCUUUGUAUGUGAAGAAGCAAAAACACGGGCGGAAAAACUUACGACGUUGUUGGGCCAAAAGUCACAUGUGACAAACAAUGCUAUUGCUAGUUUGGAUGAUGAAUAUGCACAAGUUUUUGGUCCAGAGCGUCCAGGACGAGUACGGUGUGUUGGUCGUGGACCUACACCUUCAAAAUUAGUGAACCAUUCACCUGUUACGAGACAAGAGAUAGAGAAUUCAGAAAUGGUUAUUGACCUGAAGUCACAAGUGAAAGAAUUAUCAGAUCAAGUCAAGGGAAUGACUACAUUCAUCCAACAAGUAAUUGGUACUUCAACUGGUGAACAGGCAAGAGUAUGGGCUUCAAGUUUUGCUGUAGCUUUUGCUAACAUACCAAACCCAGCUUUUGCCAACGUACCAUCUCCACCAAAUCCAAAUCAGGUAAAUUAUAAUUAAUUUUAGUUUUAUAAUAAAUAAUUAUUCAAAAUAUUAACUGAUUUGUUGUAUAAUUCUAUUUCAGGAACGGAGUGAUGAUGCUGUUAGAGACUAAGACUCAGACGUUGGAAGCAAUGGCAGUGAUCUUCAUCAACAUUAGUUUAAUAAUAGUUUCAGUAACUUUCAGUUUAUUUUAUUUUUAUGAAUUUGCAUGAUGGAUUAGUUGAUUUGAUUUCUAAUACUUUAUUUAUUAUCUAAAUCAGGUUUUAUUCAUUUAAUUAAUUUUCCUGCAUUUUUAUAUAUAUUUUAAAUCAUAAAAAUGUAAAUAAAAAUAAUAUUUGUAUCAUUUAUAUAUAAGUGAAAUAUAUUAUAAUCAUUUAUGAAAACUGAUAUAGAUUUAGCAUCAAUUAUAUACAAAUGAUGAUAGAAAUUUAAAUCACUAAAUUGUAAAUGAUACAAUUAUAAAAAUCACUUCUUAAAACUGAUAUAAAUUUAACAUCAAUACGUAAAAUGAUAAUAAUACUUUAAAUCACUUGCUUUAAAUGAUAUAAUUAUUAAAAUCACUUUUAAAAAAAUGAUUCAAGG